AGCUCAGCUGGCCCCUUUCUGCUCUGACUGCUGCCCAUCAGUGACCGCAUCGAGCGUCUCCGGACAGUCCGCUCUUAACCUGCUCUGCCUGGUCAUAUUUCAUACAUUUGAGCAAUAACGUCUAAAGAUACAUAGAAAGGAUCAAAACGGCAAGAUGAGCUCGCUGAAUGUGAAGAAGCUGAAAGUGAACGAGCUGAAGGACGAGCUGAAGAAGAGGAGUCUGAGUGAUAAAGGGCUGAAGGCUGAGCUGAUGGAGCGGCUGCAGGCCGCCCUGGAUCAGGACGCGCUGUCCACCAACGGAGCUGAGGGACAGUACGAGGACGGAGACCUCGAGGAAGAUCUGGCUGGAGAGAGUAUGGAGGCUGAUGAGGAGGAUGGAGAUAACGCGGAGGAUGAGGAGCAGCAGGAUGAUGACAUGGAGGAGGAGGAGGAGGACGCCGGGGUGGAUAAAUCAGAUGAAGAUGAAGAUGUCCUGCUUAAAGAAGACGAUGAGGAGAUGGAGAAAUUUGACGAGGAUGAGGUGGCUCUCGACAUGGGCCCUGGCGAGGGAGAUGCGGACAAAGACAAGAAUGGUGAACAGAAGAAUAAGAAGGGUGUAAAGAGGCGCCGAGAUGAACAUGGAAGGGGCUACUUUGAAUUUAUUGAAGAAAGCAAAUACAGCCGAGCAAAGUCUCCCCAGCCUCCACUGCAGGAAGAGGAUGAAGAGUUUGAUGACACUACUGUGUGUUUGGACACCUACAACUGUGACCUGCACUUCAAGGUGUCCCGGGAUCGGUAUAGUGCCUCCUCACUCACGAUGGAGAGCUUUGCUUACCUGUGGGCCGGGGGACGAGCGUCUUACGGUGUGGCGAAGGGCAAGGCUUGCUUCGAAAUGAAGAUUAUCGAGAAGAUUCCUGUAAAACACAUUUCCAGUAAAGGAACUGAGAUUCAUGACGUUCUGGUGGGUUGGUCACUGGCCGGUAGCUCUCUUCUGCUAGGGGAGGAAGUACACUCUUAUGGCUUUUCAUCUAAGGCCAAGAAAACCUGCAACAGUGUGGCAGAGGACUUUGGGGAGGCUUUUGAUGAGAACGAUGUUGUGGGUUGCUUUAUUAACUUUGAUGGUGAAGAAGUGGAAAUUUCCUACUCCAAGAAUGGCCAGGAUCUGGGAACAGCUUUCACAGUCAGUAAGGAUGAGUUGGAGGGAAAGCCGUUCUUCCCUCACGUCCUCUGCCACAACUGUGCGGUUGAGUUCAACUUCGGCCAGCGUGAAACCCCAUUUUUCCCCCAACCUGACGGCUUUACGCCCCUGCAGCAGAUCCCUGUGUGUGAUCGAAUCAGAGGACCGAAGGGUCCCGAGACCAAGGAAGACUGUGAGGUCAUUGUCAUGGUCGGUCUGCCUGGAUCGGGAAAAACCGAGUGGGUUACAAAGCACACCCAAGCCAAUCCUGGAAAAUACAACAUUCUUGGAACAAACACAAUCAUAGAGAAGAUGAUGAUUUCCAGUUUGAAGCGACAGAUGAAAGAUGUCACAAAGCUCUCGGCGAUAUCUCAGCGUGCUCCCCUCUUCCUCGGGAAAUUCAUCGAGAUCGCGGCACGGAAGAAACGCAACUACAUACUUGACCAGACUAAUGUAUCAGCACCAGCUCAGAGAAGGAAAAUGUGCCUGUUUGCUGGUUUCCAGCGUAAAGCAGUGGUAGUCUGUCCGACAGAUGAGGAAUAUAUACAGAGGACUCAGAAAAAGGCAGAAACAGAUGGCAAAGAUGUACCCGAACAUGCAGUCCUAAAAAUGAAGGGAAUGUACACGCUGCCUGUGGAAGGUGAGUGCUUCGGUGAAGUGCUUUAUGUCGAGCUGCAGAAGGAAGCUGCUGCCAAACUUCUUGAACAAUACAAGGAGGAGAGCAAAAACUCCCUUCCUCCUGAGAAGAAGCCCAACCAGGGAGGGGUUCAACCAAAGAGGGGAGGCACUCGGGGACGAGGAGGCAAAAAUCUGUUCAACCGUGGUGGAGGAGGACAGGGUCAGAGGGGCGGACGAGGAGGCUUUCAAAACCGAGGCAACUUUAGGGAUGUGCCUGGACCUCGUGGUGGGUUCAGCAGACCACCAAGAGGCUUUCUUCCUCCCCCUGCUUUCCGAGGAGGCUUCAACCGGGGCGGUUUCAACCGCGGCGGUAGGAUGCCUAACAGAGAUGGUGCCCCCAGGCCGGGACCUGGACGUGGCAAUAUGGUUAACAUGGGCAACAGAGGAGGAGCCAUGAACAGGGGAAACAUGGGACGAGGGGGAGGGGCCAACCGGGGCAACUUCAACCAGAAAUUCAGAGGUCGAGGAGGAAAUAAUCGAGGUUUUAAAAAUGGCAACUUUAGCAUGAACAAAGCACAAGCUUUCAACCAAAGCUGGCAACAAGGGUUCUGGAAUCAGAAACCAUGGAGUCAGCAGUACCAUCCUGGAUAUUACUGAAUCAGAGCUCUGAUGAACUGAUAUCACAUGAAGAGCAUCAGCUUUAACUUCAGAAGUCAAAUGUUCAUUUUAUCUACUGUCUUUUUGUUUUUGUACAGAUUUUAAUAGGACAUUUCAUAUUGGGAGCUUUCAGAACUCUACAGGUGACCUGUUACAGUUUUAUAAAUUAAUAUUUUAUGUUUGUCUUUGACCGCAGGUUCGUAUGACAUUGUGGUUUAAUUCAGGAACCUCAGAAUUACUUCAGGUUGGGAUGUUUGUCUUUAAAAACUUUCAGGGUUCAGAAUUUUAUUUAAUUAGACUAGUGUGAAUCUUUGUGUAGCAGUAAACCUCCAUAACAUAAAGGUUGUCAAGGCACUUUGCAGUUAUAUGAAGAAAAUCUGUCCUGCUGCAAUAAUAUUUUUAUUUAAAAGAACAUGAAACAUAUAAACUAUAAACUAAGAUGCUGAAAUUUGGAGUAAGUCUUGUAUAUAAGGUCUAGUCAGCUUUUGCAGACUGUAUAAAGAAAAUGAACAUUUCGAUGACAGUUGUGUAACAAUGUGUGUGUGUGUGUGUGUGUGUGUGUGUGUGUGUGUGUGUGUGUGUGUGUGUUUUAAAUCUAUUCAUUGGAUUGGAAUUGAACUGAAUUUAGAAAGUGUUGAUUUAAAAGCAGUCCGUUGCCUUUACAAAAAUGAAGUAGGUGCUAAACAAUCUGUAUCUGUAAAAUCUGUCCAGUGUAGAAAAGCAAUGUCUUGUUUUACAUGUUUGUUUUCAGUGUGGUUAAAUAUUUUUGAGGACAAGCAAGGCUUUAUAAAACCAUUUUCUGUAGGGAACAAUAAACAUAUUUUUUUAUUCUUUGCCACUAAAUAUAAAAGCAAAAAUAUGCUUUUAUUGUUGUGGGUUUUGGAUUUUGCUUUAAGUGCAUUUUAUUAAAAUAAAUUUAAUGUAUUAUUUUGAAAUGCGGCUUACUGCUCCUUAAUGAUUUUAACUUCGGUUGAAAAUCCUAACAUAUUAUUAUUCUUUUCUUUUCUUUUAAGUGUAUGCCUGUUUAACACAACCUUAGAUGUGACACCAAUUAUUAAAGGCCUGUAAAAAUUGGUAGACUGCUUUAAAAUUAUAGCAAUCAACUAGAAUUUUGAACUACAUCAUCUUACAUAAUAAAACAGUGAUAAUACAAUUAUUUUAUAAUAGUGCUGUCUUUAUAGUUAAGAUCUCAAAUGAUGCCAGGAUGCCAUUGUGGACUGUUAACAAUAGACUGAUUUUCUAAUGCUUUAAUGGAAAAAAGUAAUUAUUGUAACUGCAAACAAAUGCAAAUAUUAACAUGUUCAUAGGUUUCUUUCUUUUAUCUAGAAUUCCCACAAAAGAAACACUAUUGCCUAGCUAUUCAAUUUUACUAAUAGGAUGAUUACUUGUCCUUCUGUUCUUCAGUGACUGAAAUAUGCGUAUACAUUUUUAUUUAUUUAUUUUAUUUUGCAAAAAAUCUAAUGUCAGGAUUGUUAAAAUGUCCUCUAUGUUUAUGAUGCAAUGACAAAUGUGUUCAACCUAUUGUUGGCUAAAGAAAUGUCAGAUAUUCAGAACAUAUAAUGUUACUACUUUAAAAGUACUGUCUGGUCUUAACUGAAGUUUGUCUUGAUGUUAUAUUUCAGAAAUAUUCAGUUUAAAUCAUAACACUUUGUAAUGUAGAACUUUUUCCGUCUUUCUUUUUAUACCUUGCAAUGUUUUGUAUUACACCUUUAAUCAAAUGAGAAAAAGAUGAAAUUAGCAACUUAUUCCAUGCAUUCUCUUGGAAAUAAAUUGUUUUUAAAUUAUAAUAAAGUUUGAAGAUAACUGUC
Molecule: messenger RNA, 4239 nt
Organism: Carassius gibelio (silver crucian carp)
Lineage: Eukaryota; Metazoa; Chordata; Actinopteri; Cypriniformes; Cyprinidae
Product: heterogeneous nuclear ribonucleoprotein U-like
Exons: 14
Coding region: 155-2431 (758 amino acids)
Biological process (GO): positive regulation of transcription by RNA polymerase II; regulation of alternative mRNA splicing, via spliceosome; regulation of chromatin organization
Cellular component (GO): membrane; mitotic spindle midzone; cytoplasmic ribonucleoprotein granule
Molecular function (GO): promoter-specific chromatin binding; transcription corepressor activity; snRNA binding
Source: RefSeq, a predicted model, not a curated record